ACUAAAUGUUGCAUUUGUCUUCUUAAUCCUAUGUUUUUCAUGUGGUAUUCGUCUUAGGUCGUUUGAAGUCAGUAGUGUCUCAAGUCUAAAUUCAGCGUACUCAUUUCUUUGAAUAUCGUAUGGUUGAAAAGUGAAUAAAAAACUAUGAGAAAUGUUCUAUAUUUAUUGAUUUUGCUAGGUUUCUUGAUAACAACUAAUUCAACCGAAAUUAAUAAGAAAUUCGGUGAGGAUGGUGAUAAAGAAAUUACUUGGGAAAAGUUUAUGAAAAAAUCUUUGUGGUCAACGCAUACAAUUGCAGAAUGGAUACAACCGUAUAUGAAUUCUUCAUUAACAAUUAGAAAUAUCAAUGAGUCAUGCGUUAAUAGUUUAUUAUUGUAUUUUGAAGGAAUAAAAACGUGGGAGCCUUGGGCGAUCAAAAUGAUAGAUGCAACUGGUAGAAUUCCUAGCGGCCUAAUGACUGGUACAGUGACAGACUUUGGAAAUUUUGACGAAUGUUUGCAAGUGAGAUAUAAUUCCGAAUCAGAAAAUUUCAAGGGAAAGUUUUGUAUGAUAGGAUUUAAAAUUCCUCUAGUCCAGCCCCCCAAUGGAAAAACAACGAGUGGAAAAUCUUACUUAGAUGCUUAUGGGAACCCACCGGAAUGGAUAUCUGAAUUUAUGAGAGAAAAACGAGGUUUUGUAACGCAUUUCCGUUUAUUUUUUGGAUCUUGUUUACCAUCUUCUUGCAGUGAUCAGGACAUUCAUAAUCUGGUCUCAAAAGUCACGGAACCCUGGACUUCAAAUAUUGUGGUGUCAGACUGUCAAACAGAUCAACCAAGAGAGUGGACUACUUCUGGUAUCAUUGCGCUGUGCAUUUUGCUGGCAUUAUUUGGUAUUUGCAUUUUGGGAACUGUUUUGGAUUCACAUGACAAAAACAGAAUGGCUGUAUCCAAAUAUUCCACACCAACUAAAGAGUCAUUUUGGAGAAAAAGCUUGAAAUCAUUUUCCUUACCUGCAAAUUCAGCAAAAGUAUUCGAACCGAAGAAAGGAAAGCAUUUCUUGGACUGUAUCGACGGUAUUCGUUUCUUCUUAUCCAUAUGGGUUAUAAUUUCUCAUAUCGCACUAUAUGAGGAGCGGUGGAAAGAACGUAAAUAUAAUUCCGGUUACAACAUUAUGUCCAUCUUUAAUGCUCUGACAAUUUUCAUUGAAAAUGCUCACAUAAAUAUGGAAAACUUCAGCGUAAUCAGUGGAUUUUUUCUGGUAUAUAGUAUAAAGAAGAAAAUGGAUAAGAAUGGAGGUAAAAUUGAUUUCAUGGAAACUAUUGCUCAGAAAAUUUGGAGAUUUUGUCCGUUGUUUUUAUUAUUCGUUGUCUUAAUGUUAAUAGUACCAAAUCUUCAUUCUGGACCCAUAUGGAACUCUUCAUGGGAUUUUGAAAUUAAAAAAUGUCAGAAUUCCUGGUGGAUGAACAUCUUCUUUAUGAACAAUUUUGUACAUUCUAAUGAUAUGUGCAUGCUUCAUUCUUGGUUCAUGGGGAUGCUGAUUCAAAUGCAUAUAGCUGGUCUGGUCGUGUUGCUCGUCACAUACAGAAUGCCAAAAAUCGGAAUGGCCUUGGCUUCAGCAUUGAUUUCAGCAUGCAUACUUAUUGUUUACGAGACUUCAAUAGUUCAUAAAUUCCAGAUGGUUUCCUUUACAUUCCUCAGAGAUUUAGACAUGCUUAGGGACUGGCUUUCUACCAUAUACUUUCUUCCAUUUAGUCAUUUUCCAUCUUUUGUAAUGGGAAUGUCUCUAGGAUGGGUUAUACUCACACACAAAGAUGUCAAACUAUCCAUUACUCUUCGUACAACCUGUUGGAUCUUGACCAUUCUAUUUUAUGCAAUAGCCAUGUAUGGAAUAUGGAUUCCGACAAAGAAUUACAGAAUAAUUGCAGCUUAUUAUGCCCUAAGAACUUUAUGUUGGGCCUUCAGUACAUCUUGGCUGCUUUUCAAUCUUUUCACAGGAAAACUGGACUUGAUGCACAGGUUUCUUUCGUUGGAUGUUUUUACUCCGUUGUGCCGUAUCAGCUAUAGCCUUUACGUUAUGCAUAUACUUGUACUAAUCUUCAGGGCUGCAUCUUUGAAAGAAAGGGUAUACGCAGGAAUGAUAGAUAUGCUUUUUGAUUGUUUGGCAAUCAUUGUAAUCUCUAUUGGAUUAGCUUAUGUGGCGCACAUUACAGUAGAAUUGCCAUUCAAUUCUGUAUAUGAUUUAUGGCAUGAAAAAGCAAAGGAUGGCAAAAAUAUAAAAAGGACCAUAAAUGAAAGCAAUUCUAGACACUGUUUUGGAGAACAAAAAAUACAUGAGAGCAAAGAAAAAAGCUCAUAAGCUUAGUCAAGUUCUGCCUUCUAAAAUAUAUAUAAUUUCUUUUUUUUCAUAUAUGCAUUGAGUAUCAGAGCUAAAUAUCAACAUUACCUGAAAGAGAUACUUCGUUUUAAACUAUAAUUGAUUAACUUAGUAUUAGAUGUAUCUUUCAAAAUGUUUAAUUUAUGUUUUUACAAAUGAGUUGCCCCUUAUCUAGUAUCUGCAGCAAGUUUAAAAUUUUGAUUUAUAUGCACAAGUUUCACAGUUGUAUUUCUUAGUUGUACUCGAUGUUUUUUUUUAAUACCAGUAAAAAAAAUGUAAGACACUUAACAGUCCAUGUUUUUUAAAAUUAUUUCUAUUAAUGAUUCUUCUGCUAUGAACUUCUUUCGUAAUUAAAAUCUAUUUUUGCAUGAA
This is a messenger RNA of Parasteatoda tepidariorum (common house spider), 2724 nucleotides long. Its product is annotated as nose resistant to fluoxetine protein 6. Lineage: Eukaryota; Metazoa; Arthropoda; Arachnida; Araneae; Theridiidae. Gene Ontology annotation, molecular function: acyltransferase activity, transferring groups other than amino-acyl groups. The record is from RefSeq and is a predicted model, not a curated record.